Cordyceps militaris CM01 is the source of this 648-nucleotide messenger RNA. RefSeq names its product 4-carboxymuconolactone decarboxylase. Lineage: Eukaryota; Fungi; Ascomycota; Sordariomycetes; Hypocreales; Cordycipitaceae. The transcript is spliced from 4 exons. The coding region runs from base 1 to 648 and encodes 215 amino acids. The record is from RefSeq and is a predicted model, not a curated record. Gene Ontology annotation, molecular function: peroxiredoxin activity.
AUGCCGAGCCGGAACCACUCCUUAUACGCAGACCUCUCAGAUAGACCUGAACAACAAAUCACCGCCAUCAUGAAGAUCCCCUACGUCUCCAACCCGCCCGAGACCACCACACCCGAAGAUGCCGCCAUUGUGGCCCGCAUCCAGGCCCGCCGCGCCCCGCGCCCGCUCAUCCCGCUGGACCUCGCCCUGCUGCACGCGCCGCCCGUCGCCGACGGCUGGAACUCGUUCCUCGGCGCCAUCCGCACCAAGACGUCCCUGCCCGACGACCUGCGCGAGCUGGCCAUCUGCCGCGUCGCCGUGUGCAACAAGGCCUGGUUCGAGUGGGCGCACCACGCGCCGCUGGCCGUGGCCGGGGGCGUGAGCGCCGCGGCGCUCGACGUUGUCAAGGCUGAGCCGCUGCCGGCGGCACGGCCGGCGGCGCUGCUCAACGAGAAGCAGUGGGCGGUGCUCAGGUACGCGGAUGAGAUGACGAGACUGGUCCAGGUUGGCGACGAAGUGUUUAAGCUGGUGAGGGCGCACUUCAAUGACCGCGAGACAGUGGAAAUAACCGCUACGGUCAGCGCAUACAACUGCGUCAGCCGCUUCCUGGUGGCACUCGAUGUCGGGGAGAAGAAUGGAACUGGCCCCGGCGACAUUGCAGCCCAUUGA